Messenger RNA from Oldenlandia corymbosa var. corymbosa, 1800 nucleotides. The record is from the annotation of a GenBank genome assembly. Lineage: Eukaryota; Viridiplantae; Streptophyta; Magnoliopsida; Gentianales; Rubiaceae.
AUGAGUGACCGACAUUUUGUGGAGAUUUCUGGUCGCCAAAUCUCUGCUUCUCUGAGGAUGCUCAAGCUUGAGAUGUCAACAGACAUUCUUCUGAUCUUUAAUCUUUAUGUCAAGGCUUUGGCACAUCAACCAACAUAUCCUCUUCCGAAGUUUGAUAAGCUGAAGAUCCUUGAUGUUCGCUUGCUGUGUUUCACCACAGAUUAUGACAGGCGCAAUAUAAUCGUGGAAUUACUUAUCAAUUCCCCAUAUUUGGAGUCACUAAUUGUGUCGCAGGUGGAGAGAGGAGUAUGCUCUUGUACAGGUAGAGGAUCCAAGAUUGAAAAUCACUUGGAAGAUGUUCCGAACUUGGCUGCAGGUAAUAUUUUAGCUCAUCUAAAGACAGUGAGAUUCGACAACUUUCAUCGUUGGGUGAAGGAGAUAUACCUUGUCAAGUUUUUGUUGGAGCAUGCAUCUGUACUGGAAGAGUUCAUAAUUCAUCUCAAGCAUCGUCCAGUUGUAGACGAGAAACUCUUGGAAUUGAAACUCCACUCCUCUAAACCAAUAGGUCCGUCACCGUCAUUUACCUCGUCGCGGUCGGCAAUAUCAACCGAGCUUCCGACGCCACCGCUCUUCUUAUUCAAUUUCAUGAGGAAGCGAGGGAAAGCAAGUUCUCGCCUAGCAAACUCUUUCACCGUUUAUGUUGUGAAUGACACCUCAAGACGGCAUGCAGUUCAGAAUUCAGGUUUUUUUUUGAAACGUAAAGACGGUACCACACUGCAGACAUUCAUGAUUACUCUUGCUGUUUGUCUAUAUACUACUUCGGAAACGAUUAAAACAAAAGCAAAAUUUAUUGUUAAAAAGAACGGCAGUCAAGAUUUCUACUCCGAACGGGCAGCCCACAAAAAAGCUGUAGAGAAAAAUGGAUAUUCAUCAAUGAAUUCCCAAGCAGUGGAUGAGUUGGGGAACGAAGCUAAAGGUAAAGGUAGGGUUAUUCCUAGAAGUGUGAAGAUCCGUUCUGAAAAUGGAGAUAGAAUGAAUGAGGAUGAUGAUUCGGAUAGAAGCUCAAAACACGACCCUUCCCGAUUUGAGCUAGACUCUGUUUUCGGUCCAAGUUUAUUUGAUACUAAUUCAUUGACCAAAUUGUAUCUGCUUGAGAUUUCUGGUGGCCGGAAUAUGAACUUCACAUAUAGAGGGAUGGAUUGUCGAGCUCGUUUGAUAUUAGAAAAGUUUUCUGCUUCUCUGAAUGUGCUUGAUCUGUCCAUGGAAGUUAUUGUGGUAUUUGAUAAGCUGAACAAUGUGAUUAUUCGUCUACCCUGCACAGCCGGUGGUUACAUGUGCGACGUUGUCCUGGAAUUUCUCAAGAAUGCGCCGAAUCUAGAGGCGCUCGUGAUUUUACAGGAAGAAUCCAAGGAUCCAUUCAGUUAUCUUCCAAUUUACGGGAUCUUCUCGUCCUCAUGGACUCGUGUCCCUCCGCACAUCACUGGUUAUACGACACUAAAUGGAUUUGGCUGCGGUUUUGGACUCGCCUUCGGUCUCAUCGGCGGUACGGGUUUUGGAGCCGGGGUGCCGGGUCUACAGCUGGGUUUGGGAGUCGGAGCAGGUUGCGGAAUUGGGUUGGGAUUUGGGUAUGGAGUUGGCCGAGGUAUUGCUUACGAUCACAGCCGCAGAUAUUCCAACAUCGACGGCUUCAAGUUUCCCUCCCCGUCAACCCUCUUCCCCAAUCAGGAUGAGAUUGGUGGCCUGAUUGAUGAGCUUGUAGUGAACACCAAGAAGCUUGUCGACGCUACUGCCAGAGAGAUGGAUAAAUGGAGAAGGCCUUGA